UCCAGAAACUGAAAACAACAGGAAGAUGUCUUAUUGAGAAAGACCACUUUCAACUUGACCAUGAGUCAAAGAAGGAAGAAAAAUUCCUCAGAUGGAGAAACCAAACCCCGGACUUCGUUUGUCAACAAACUCUUCAGGAGCUCAAAACUCAGGCCCACCAAAGCUGAAAGCAGAAAAAAGAGCAAUGACCUUGAAGCUGCUGAUUUCCAACCCAGCGAUGACACACAGAAAACAGAAAACAUCUUAGAUACUGCUAAGCCUCUCACUUCAGAAAUGGAGUUGGGAUCCAGGAUGGAGAAAAACGAACAGUUCCUGCAGAAGCUGGGCAGAAAGGCUGUCAACAAAUGUCUGGAUCUGAAUAACUGCGGAUUAACGACCGCGGACAUGAGGGAAGUGGUUGCUUUGCUGCCUCUUCUCCCAGACUUGGAAAAACUGGAUAUUUCCUGGAAUGAUCUUAUAGGUGGAACCCUCCAUUCACUCACCCAGCAAAUGCAUCUCGUCAGCAAGUUAAAAAUCCUGAGGCUGGGAAGUUGCAGACUUACCACUGAUGAUGUUCGAGCACUGGGAGAAGCACUGGAGGCAAUACCUGAGCUGGAAGAGCUGAACUUGUCCUGGAACAGUAAAGUGGGAGGAAACUUGCCUCUGAUCCUCCAGAAGUUCCAAGAAGGGAGCAAGAUACAAACGCUUGAGCUCGUAGAUUGCGACCUCACAUCAGAAGAUGGGGCGUUUGUGGGUCAGUUGCUACCCAUGAUGCAAAAUCUUGAAGUACUUGAUCUUUCCAUUAACAGAAACAUCGGUGGCAGUCUGAACAGUAUUGCUCAGGGAUUAAAAAGUACCUCAAAUCUGAAAGUACUGAAGUUACAUUCAUGUGGACUAUCGCAAAAGAGUGUCAGAAUAUUGGACGCUGCUUUUAGGUACUUGUGUGAACUGAGGAAAUUAGACCUUUCCUGCAACAAGGAGCUGGGUGGAGGUUUUGAAGACUCGUCAGCUCAGUUGGCCAUGUUGGAGCAUCUAGAAGUCCUGGAUCUUCACCAGUGCUCGCUGACGAUAGAUGACGUGAUGUCGCUGACCCAGGUAAUCCCUUUACUCUCGAGUCUUCAAGAGUUGGAUUUAUCUGCCAACAAAAAGAUGGGCGGCUCUUCUGAAAACCUACUCAGCCGGCUCCGAUUUUUACCAGCCCUGAAGUCCUUACUCAUCAACAACUGUGCUUUGCAAAGUGAGACGUUUACCGCCCUCGCUGAAGCCUCUGCUCACCUCCCUGCUCUGGAAGUAUUCGACCUUUCUUGGAAUAAAUGUAUUGGUGGCAACCUGAAGCUGCUUCUGGAAACACUGAAGUUCUCAGAGUCCCUUCAAGUGCUGAGACUGAGCAGCUGUUCCCUGGUGACAGAGGACGUGGCUGUCCUGGCAUCACUAAUACGGACGGGUCAUCUUGCCAAGCUGCAGAAGCUUAUCCUGAGCUAUAACGACAGUAUCUGUGACACAGGAUGGGCCAUCUUCUGCCAAAACAUGUGGUUCCUCAAAGAGUUAACCGAGCUGGAUAUCAGCCUUAGGCCAUCAACUUCCCGGGACUGCGGACAAUGGUUUAGACAUUUGUUAUGUGCUGUCACCACACUUCCCAAGAUCACGGAGAUAGGGAUGAAAAGGUGGAUCCUCCCUGCUACACAGGAGGAAGAACUCGAACGUUUUCACCAAGAUCACAGAUGCAGCAUUCACUUUGACCUUGGUGAAUUUCAGGAAGCUGAUUUCCCACGGCUUAACUAAGCUAUAAACCAUUAUCUGGAGGAGGAAAAAAACAUGAAUGAAUCCCAGUGUAAUCAAAGGAGUAUCAACUUCUGGGCUGUUUAGUGGGAUUGAUGUUACAAAAGCUUUGUAAAUAUGUAUAUGGUAAUCUAAUAUGAGCAUGUCUUUAUUCUCAAAUGACAAGGAUGACAUUUUCCCCUGGAGUUUCAUUUAUUUUGGAAAUCUAAUUCACUUACUAUUUAGAAGGCCUGCCAAAGAUGUUUAGAUUCUGGUAACACAUUUCCUUUUUUCUUGCCCUGGAAUUUUCUCCCUCUUGUUUUCCUACAUGAUAAAUGUUCUAAAUAUAAGGGUGUGUAAGUACAUGUGUGAGUGUGUGUAUGAGUGUGAGCGUGAAAUCUAAUGUGAAAAGCACUAGCUAUGUAAUAGUUUUAUGUUAUCAUUAUUAUUAUAUGUAUCUUAAUGUAAACUACUUGCAUUUUUAUCAGGAAGUGUGCCCUUCCAUGGUUUAUUAUUUUAUGUCCUGGUGCUUUUUAUCUCAGAUAUAAACCAUGAAUGCUAAUAAUGGUCACUGACAUAAAUCUUAGUAAAAAGGUGGUCAAAAAAUCAAAACCCAGUAU
Messenger RNA from Lynx canadensis (Canada lynx), 2357 nucleotides. It is a transcript of the gene LRRC31, whose product is annotated as leucine rich repeat containing 31. NCBI's taxonomy places the organism in Eukaryota, Metazoa, Chordata, Mammalia, Carnivora, Felidae. The transcript is spliced from 9 exons. The coding region runs from base 61 to 1761 and encodes 566 amino acids. The record is from RefSeq and is a predicted model, not a curated record.